Molecule: messenger RNA, 2252 nt
Organism: Camellia sinensis
Lineage: Eukaryota; Viridiplantae; Streptophyta; Magnoliopsida; Ericales; Theaceae
Product: cleavage stimulating factor 64
Biological process (GO): mRNA 3'-end processing
Cellular component (GO): mRNA cleavage and polyadenylation specificity factor complex
Molecular function (GO): mRNA binding
Source: RefSeq, a predicted model, not a curated record
AAUCACACCAUAACGAAAAUUUAUUUAUUUUUCCACUGAAAUAUGAUUUCUCCUUUUUUAAUUACUUGGGGAAAUGAAAUCCUCGGGAAACAGUUUUCCAGAAGGGAAAUCAUCCAUAGAAGGCGUGAAUUAUAGUGCUAACAAUUUGUGAAACACCGUAGUUUGAUGAGCAACAUAGAUAGAUAUAUAGAGAAUAGCAAGUGAAGAAGAAGAAGAAGAAGAAGAAGAAGAAGGAUGCAGAGGAGGAGGAAGAUGAAGCCCAGCCUCAGCUUCUUUACCUUCUCCUGAUACAAUUAAUGGCCAAUUCUCAGCAUCGCUGCGUUUUUGUUGGUAAUAUACCCUAUGACGCCUCUGAAGAACAGCUUAUACAAAUCUGCGAGGAGGUUGGGCCUGUCGUGUCCUUCAGAUUAGUUAUUGAUAGAGAAACUGGGAAACCAAAAGGUUAUGGAUUCUGUGAAUAUAAGGAUGAAGAGACAGCUUUAAGUGCUCGCCGUAAUCUCCAAGGGUAUGACAUCAAUGGCCGGCAAUUACGAGUUGAUUUUGCUGAAAACGAUAAAAAUGCUGACAAAAAUCGAGAACAGGGUCGUGGUGGACCUGGGAUGGUUGCAAAUGUUGACCCUCCAAAGCAAUUUGGUGGUCCAGCGAUUGUUGGGAAUUCUGGUUUCUACCAGCCUAUUGGUCUCCAAGUAGCUAUGGCUGCUGCAUCCCUCAUGGCAGGAUUGCUUGGAGGUGCUCAGGCUAGUAGGGAGUUGAAUCAAAAUGGUUUGCAAGGUCAGCUGACAAUAUAUAGUGAUCCUUUAACUCUUCAUCUGGCCAAAAUGUCAAGGAACCAGCUAAAUGAGGUUAUGUCUGAGCUGAAGGUGAUGGCCACACAAAACAAGGAACAUGCUCGUCAGCUAUUGCUUUCAAGCCCACAGUUUCCAAAAGCUCUUUUCCAGGCACAGAUAAUGCUAGGAAUGGUUACCCCACAAAUGUUGCAGAUGCCAAAUAUUCUGCAGACUUCAGUUUCACUUGCACAGCCUUUAUCACAAGAUGAUGCGGUUCCAACUCUUCCUGGCCUACCCCCUUUUGCACAGAACAAAAUGCAGUUUGGGUUGAUGGCCAGAGUACAAGAAGCUCAAGUGUCUUCUCUACGUCCAAAUUCUAUGGCUCACAACCAGUAUGCUGAUGUACUGCAACUUCCUACACAGCCUCGAGUUCAGGUUCCACAACUAGUCCGAAACCAAAUGUUUGAACAAGGCAUAUUGCCAGGCCACUCUGGAAUUUCAACACUUCCAUCCAUACGCCCACUGACUUUGGGGGGUGUGUCUACUAGACCACCAAAUCUAGUGGCACCUUCAUCUUAUUUGAAGCAGCAAAUGCAACCAACUUCGUUACAGCACCAAGGACAGGCUGGAGCUGUUAAUUUCGGGCAUAAUGGUCAGCUCGUCGCUCCAAAUACAACAUUUCUGUCUUCCCUUUUGAUUCGUCCACUGUUAUCAGAUCAGAAGUUUCAGCCUGGCACCUCAAUAUUAUCGGGUAUUCCUUGAUAUGAUAAACAAGGAUGCUGAUAGAACAGCACAGGGUACCAAUGUUUCAACUUGGGUCCACAAAGGUGACACCUAUUCAAGCUUGCCUUCAGGAUCAUCUGAGAAAGCAAACAUGGUCCACGACACUUCAGAUCCAUUGAGACGCCCUUCAAAGCUGCUAAAAUUGGAUGAUGGAAGGAGUAUGUCCUUGGCAAUGGGAGUAAAUAUGUCAACCUCUGUGUCUGGGCAAUCCCAAGUUUCAGGUGCUGCCUCGUUUGGGAACCAAACCCCCAAAGCAGAAGAAGCUCCUCCGGUGCAGCUUCCUCCUGAGAUGGAGUCCGCCUUACUCCAGCAAGUGCUGAGUCUCACCCCAGAGCAGUUGAGUUCACUGCCUCCAGAUCAGCAGCGACAAGUCAUUCAGCUCCAACAGAUGCUUCUUCGGUAAGUUCAGUUCCAACCUACCUACCUACCUACCUAUUGGACAGGUGACAUGUGAUCAGAUUCCCAAUGAAGCCACUAUAAUCAGCCUGGUCUAAUUUUUUAUUCUUUCGAAGUUCCUAGGUUGAGGACUGGUCAUUAUUGUCAAUCAAUUUUAAGUAGUAAAAUGAUAGUUUACACAAGUUCGAGCUGAGGAUCUUAGUUGCCCAGGGAAUUAGUACAUAAUGUGAUGGUUACAAGCUUGUGAUACAAAUGUGAAUCAAUUAAGAGAAAAAAAAAUUGGGGGUAUGUCCUCAUUUCUAGAUA